UAAUCUAUAUAAACACACACACAUAUAUAAAUUUACAUAUUUCAAUUGUAUUUAUAUUUACAUGUACUUCUAUGUUUUCAUAUGUCGAUUUUGUAUAUUUUUAUAUACACACACACACACAUACACACGCACAUAUAUAUGUAUAUAUGUAUGUAUGUGUGUGUGUGUAUCUCUAUAUAUCUGUACCUAUGCAUCUACAUAUAUAUAUGAAUAGCUGCCAGGGAAGGCGGGUAGCACGGGGCUGUCAGCCAUCGGCCGAUGCCAGCGACCCCCGGGAGCCCGGCAGAGGGAACGCCGGGCGUUUAGUGGGGCGGCGGGCCACCCCGCCGCUCCCGAGUCGCGGAGCCCUGGUGGGGACGUGUCCAGCUUUCCAAGCGAUCGGUGCGCAGGUGCUUCUCAACCCCCAGCUCCGGUGAGAUGCUCUCGGACCUGGGGAGGGGAAUUGCCCUGCCAUUCCCUGCCUCCUGCUUUCUUUCCGGCCCAUCUGCAGCACUUUAUCUCCACACGCCUGGCUCGAAUUAAUUUUUUUUCUCCCCUAGUUGCUAUUUUAUUUUUUUUAAUAUUUCCCACCUCACGGGAGCCCGUUUGCUUUCUUCUGUAGCUCCCGCUCCCCAAAAUAGCGUUAUCUGAAGGGAAAGCCGCCUUUUGAUUAUCCCCGUCUCCCCUUUUCUGAUCUUCCACCCACCCUUUGCCCCUACGCCUCCCUCUGUUUGAUUCCAAACCUUUGGUUGGUGUUUUAGUGUCAUUAGGAGAUUAACAUCCCUGGAGCACCAGGGGAGGAGGAGUAGGAGGAGGAGGGUGGAAGGGAAAGCGAGACUGCAGGCAGGAAGGUUGGCACGUUAACGCGAGUGAGACUCUCCUCCCGCCGUCCCAACCACCCCCGGCUCCUGGGUGGCAGCGAAGGGGGCGGCUGCCGUUGCGGGUUGUGGAGGGCGGCUAGCGGGUGCUCCCGGGACCCGCGUCCGCGGAGCGGCGGGGACUGCCGGUGGGCGAGUGGCCGCGGCUCCUGCGCGCAGCCCCCUCUCUUCUAUGAGCGGCGAAGUGGCAAAGCGGCAGCGGGGGACACCUGGAGGAUCAUUUCUUCCCCGGGUUUAUGAAUGGCACUGACAUGGAGGAAAUACCGUUUCAGAAAGUCGAGACCAAGAGGAAGAAAUGCUGCCACUGCUGCUGCUCCCUGCCGGCUGCCGCGGCGUCAGGAGCGGGAGCCGGGUUAGGGGACCCCCCUCCCUUGCUGCUGCUGGAUGCCAUCACCUGCGAGGACGAGUUUGACUGCAAGGAGCUGGAGGCUCUCUUCCAGAGUUACAACCUGAAGCUAGAGCAGACGUCCACCCUCAAGGCACUGGCCGUCCUCAUCGUGCUCACCGCCAGCCUAGCCCUGGUGGAGCUGCUCUCCGGCCCCAGCCUGACCAUCUCCAAAGGUUCGCACCCGGUGCACUGCAUCAUCUUCCUCUCCCUUUUCAUCGUCACCAAUGUCAAGUACCUGCAGGUCACCCAGCUGCAGCAGAUCGUCAAGCUCACUUUGCUCUUCAGCUUCACCUUCUCCUUCCUCUGCUGCCCCUUCUCUCUCGGAGCCUACGGCAUGGAGCCGCCCAGCGCCCCCGAGCAGGGCAUGUGGCAGCUCAUGCUGGUAACCUUCGUUUCCUACUCGCUGCUUCCCGUCCGGACGCUGCUGGCCAUCGUCUUCGGGCUGGUGGUGUCCGUCUCCCACCUCAUCGUCACCGCCACUUCCGUCAGUGCCAAGCGGCAGAGGCUCUGGAGGACGCUUGUGGCCAAUGCAAUCCUUUUUGUCAGUGUAAAUUUGUAUGGGGUCUUUGUGAGGAUUUUGACAGAAAGGGCUCAGAGGAAGGCAUUCCUUCAGGCCAGGAACUGCAUUGAGGACAGGCUGAGACUGGAGGAUGAAAAUGAAAAACAGGAACGUCUCUUGAUGAGCCUUUUGCCCAGGAAUGUUGCAAUGGAAAUGAAGGAAGACUUCCUGAAGCCUCCUGAAAGGAUUUUCCACAAGAUUUACAUUCAAAGGCAUGACAAUGUUAGUAUUUUAUUUGCAGACAUUGUGGGGUUCACUAGUUUGGCAUCACAGUGUACUGCCCAAGAGCUAGUGAAGCUGCUGAAUGAGCUUUUUGGAAAAUUUGAUGAAUUAGCUACAGAAAAUCAUUGCAGAAGAAUAAAAAUCCUAGGGGACUGUUACUACUGUGUAUCAGGAUUGACCCAGCCCAAAACAGAUCAUGCCCAUUGCUGUGUUGAAAUGGGACUGGAUAUGAUUGACACCAUCACAUCUGUUGCAGAAGCCACAGAAGUUGAUCUGAACAUGAGAGUUGGAUUGCAUACAGGCAGGGUGCUUUGUGGGGUCCUGGGUCUCCGAAAAUGGCAAUAUGAUGUCUGGUCAAAUGAUGUGACAUUAGCUAAUGUAAUGGAAGCUGGAGGACUACCUGGGAAAGUUCACAUUACAAAGACCACCUUAGAGUGCCUAAAUGGGGACUACGAGGUAGAACCAGGAUAUGGUCAUGAAAGGAAUAGUUUUUUGAAGAAGCAUAAUAUUGAAACAUAUUUCAUUGUGCCAUCCCAUCGUAGGAAGAUAUUUCCUGGACUGAUUCUCUCAGACAUUAAGCCUGCCAAAAGAAUGAAGUUCAAGACAGUCUGCUAUCUGCUUGUUCAGCUCAUGCAUUGUCGCAAGAUGUUCAAAGCAGAGAUCCCUUUCUCCAACGUCAUGACGUGUGAGGAUGAUGAUAAGAGGAGAGCAUUAAGGACAGCCUCUGAAAAACUCAGGAAUCGCUCCUCUUUCUCUAACAAUACUGUAUACAACACUCCGGGAACUCGAGUGAACAGAUACAUCAGCCGCUUGAUAGAGGCCCGGCAAACUGAGUCUGAGAUGGCUGACUUUAAUUUCAUUACCCUGAAGUAUAAGCAAAUUGAGCGUGAAAAUAAAUACCACCAGCUUCAGGAUGAGUACUUCACCAGUGCUGUAGUUCUCUCACUAAUUCUAGCUGCCUUAUUUGGCCUUGUCUACCUUCUAAUAAUACCACAGAGUACCGUAGUUCUUGUUCUCCUGGUGUUCUGCAUAUGCUUCCUAGUGGCUUGUAUUAUGUACCUACAUGUCACACGAGUACAAUGUUUUCCAGGGUGCCUGACAAUACAAAUUCGUACCAUUUUGUGUAUUUUUAUUGUGAUCUUAAUAUACUCUGUGGCUCAAGGCUGUGUGGUUGGCUGCAUGCCUUGGGUUUGGAAUACCAAUUCCAGCAGCUCAAUAAUUAUAAUUUCUCCCGGUGGAAUAAAUAAAACAAUGAAUGAACUUCCAUGUGACACAGCCCACUAUGCUUUCCUUUCCUGUGUAGUGGGGACUCUCACCUUGGCAAUAUUUCUACGUGUAUCUUCCUUGCCAAAAAUUAUUCUCCUGGUUUUUGUUACAAUUUUGUACAUAGUUAUUCUGGAACUCAGUGGUUACAGAAAAGCAGUGGGGGGCGGCUCCUUUUACAUGCAUGGCUGUGAACCAAUACUAGCUAUUUUGCUAUUUUCUUGUGCUUUAGCACUGCAUUCAAGACAGGUGGACUUGAAACUGCGUCUGGACUACCUCUGGGCAGUGCAGGCAGAAGAAGAGAGAGAUGAUAUGGAGAGAGUCAAGCUGGAUAAUAAAAGAAUUCUUUUCAACCUGUUGCCAGCCCACGUUGCACAGCAUUUUCUUAUGUCUAAUCCAAGAAAUAUGGACCUUUAUUACCAGUCAUAUUCACAAGUGGGAGUGAUGUUUGCUUCCAUCCCAAAUUUCAAUGAUUUCUAUAUCGAAUUGGAUGGCAAUAACAUGGGAGUGGAAUGUUUACGCCUGUUGAAUGAAAUUAUUGCUGAUUUUGAUGAGCUUAUGGACAAAGAAUAUUAUAAGGAUAUCGAAAAGAUCAAGACAAUUGGAAGUACUUAUAUGGCAGCUGUGGGACUCGUACCUACUUCAGGAACUAAGGCUAAAAAAUCAAUUUAUUCCCAUCUGAGUACACUGGCAGAUUUUGCAGUAGAGAUGUUUGACGUUCUUGAUGAAAUCAACUAUCAGUCUUACAAUGACUUUGUCCUACGAGUUGGUAUUAAUGUUGGGCCGGUAGUGGCAGGAGUCAUUGGAGCCAGAAGACCACAGUAUGAUAUCUGGGGGAACACUGUGAAUGUUGCCAGUCGGAUGGAUAGUACUGGAGUGCAGGGAAAGAUUCAGGUGACAGAAGAAGUUCAGCGGAUAUUAAAAAGAUGCAGUUAUGAGUUUGUGUGCAGGGGUAAAGUUAGUGUAAAGGGAAAAGGUGAAAUGUUGACCUAUUUCCUGGAAGGAAAGGCUGAUGGAAAUAAUUCCCAAACACAGUCAUUAAACUUAGAGCGGAAAAUGUACCCUUAUGGGAGAGCAAACAUUCAGACAAAAUUGGGCACCAGCUGUCCAUCGGUGCCUUCAGUUGCUAGUUUUACUGUAAAACCUGGUCUUGGAGCAGGUCAGGCAUCAGCCACUCACACAAACCAAACACUGCAUUAUCUUCCUUCUGUGCCAGCUGUGAAGGAGUCAUAGAACAAAGGAGAUUUGGUUGUGCCACUUGCAGUGAACUUGGAGAGCAAUGGUUGCCUGAAUUUUUACUAAAAAGUCAGAAGUCAUAGGCCAUGUCAUUAACCAAGGACCACUACAAGCCAGCCAAAGAGAACUUGGGGACUGUGUAAUGAAUUCUUGGGAUGGAACAUAUAAGGGCUAGCAAUUCUGUUAUGAAAAGUCAAAAUGGGAUUUUCUGGAAAUUAGGCAUAUUUUCUUUGCAUUUUUAAACUGUAAAUGAAAAAAUAGAUAAAUGUGCAAGCAAUUAUUUAUGAGUGUGUGUAUAUAUGUGUUUUAAUCCAUAUAUGUACACAUACAAAUAGUUCUGUGUAGACUUAAUAGAGAUUUAUAGAGAUGAACACAAAAAUGUGUAUUUAUUUACACAUUCAACUGCAGAGACAUAGCAAAGAGAUUUCUCUUUCUGUCAUAGCCAGAAUUGUUGGGCCUGGGAUUAGCAAAGCUGCAUUAACCAUGGAAUGUGGAAUGCCUGGAGACUCUCCAGGGCUACACCAAGGCUUUGAGAAACUGUGCUCCCAGUCUAUGAAUUAAUGCAAUGAGAACAGUGUUUAUUGUGCUGUCCAUGGCAGAUUAAUGAAGACUGGAUUUAGCUAAUUACAGAACCUUACAUUUUUUUUAAGUUCUCCUUGCAUGCUUCAAAAACUUCCAAAAACUUUCAAUCAAACCAUUACACUAAGAUAUAAAGUAGAUAAAUCACAGAGCUUAAAAUUUAGGUGAAAGAACAAUAUAUAUUCUUUCCAUUAAAAAAAAUAAAAGAGUGGUAAAGCAUAGAAUUUGUUGCCUCUUUGUAGGUCAUUUGACUCUGACCAAGACAGAGGAGCCACCCUGCAAGCACAGCAAUAUGCUUCUGCAAUAUAGAAACAUUCCUGUAUGUACAGUGCUGAUUUUACUGAGGAGAAUAAGGAUGGUAUUAUUUCAGGCUUUUAGAAAUAGCACAAGUCCUGUGGCUUAAGUCCAGGAUUUACCAUUCUAAACAGCUCAAGGAACAGUCUUGUACUGGUGGCAAACAUGCUGCUGCUAGUUUUGUGACAUUUGUAUGAUUGCCAACAUAGUUUUAUAUAUUAACUGAUUUUUAAAUUUAUGCCACAGUUUUAUUAUACCUUGAUUUUAUCCAGACUCACUCUUCAAAGCUGUACAAUUACAGAAAGCUAUAAUUCUGAGAAACAAGCAUAGUCAAACUUUGCCAAAUGAGGAGCACUGGUAAAUGUGCCAGGAGAGUGAGGCCUACUCUUAAUCUGCAUAAAAAGGAAAGUAUUGUGGCUGCUUUUUUCUCUACUGCUGCCCACAUCAUAUUGUUUAUAGUUUCUUACUGAAGUGAUGAUCCAGAUGUGAAAUGUGGAGUGCAACUCCAUAGUCAAGGUGGGAGCAGUUGAAGGUCAUCCUGCUGAGGGACAUGUACUCCACGGACAAGUGCCAUAGUGUCCUGAUGGGGAUUCACAGGCUAACUAACCUCGGCUGCUUUCCAAAAGAGAAGUAAAACUUUACAUUGUUUAAAAACAUGCAAAACUUCCUGUUAACAAGCAAAACAAUCUACCCUCUCCCCGCCCUGCAAAAAAAAAAACAAAAAAAAAAAAAAAAAAAAAAAAAAAAACCACAAGAUCAAAAAACCAACAAAAACAACCCACAAAACUAAAAAUCUCACUCCAGAAUGCAGAAGUUGUACAGAUUGUACAAUAGAGAAUUUUCAUGUACUAGGUUUCACACUUCCGUUUGGUGGGCCUAUUUUGUUACAGAUUUCAGUGGAAAGAAGGUUCUGAGUCUCCUCUUAUCAGCUUUUGCUUUGGAGCAGUAAUUUUUUGCGUUAAAAGUAUAUGACAGCACUAUGUCAGUAGAUGCAAAUAGUUAAAGAAAUGUUGCAGGAAUUUCUGUUCUCCACUCAGGAUACUGUGGGACUCCAGUGUUUUUCAGCAGAGUUUUAAAUUAAUUUUUAUGCACCCUGACUGCUGGGUGCUUCAUUACAAAGCUGGCAAAGUUAGUCUUAUGAUUAAAGUGACUAUAAAAACCUGAGACCUGCUUCUUAAAUGUACUGUACAGGUAAUAUGCACUCUGAUUGAGCUGAAGAAAGUCACUGCAUUCCUUUAUCUCCCUAGGAGCUACCCAGUUCACAGAUAUUCUUCUAGAAUAAUUUAUUUCUGGUUUUGAGACUUUCAAAUAAUUUUAAAAAUAUACAUGUAGAGAAUACAGAUUAAAAAACCCAAAUAUUUACAUAAAUAAACUGAGUAAGUGGUAUUCACGUAAAGCACACUGCACAGUUAUGUUCUCUAACAGAUUUAUAAGAACUAAAUAAUCACAUGGGUAAGUUAAAUAUUUAACCAAGCUGGAAAGCAUUAUGUGCAAUAGCAUUAAUCACUCAGUUCCUCUCUCAGAGAGCCCAUGCUAUACCAUUUUUGAAUUCGGUGAAUUUGGUAUAAUUAAUAAUGAAAUAAAAGCAUAAUAAUGAUAAUAAUGAAAUAAAAGCAUCUUCUGAUCCUAGAAGUAGAUCUGGUAUUAUGUGAACACAUCGACCAAACACACCCAUUGGCCCACCCAAAAGCUUUCAGUGAAAUUACUUAUUUGUUAUUCUUUUUGUUAGGCUCAAGAAAUAGGCAUCUCGCCAUUGAUUCUUUGAUCUUUUGCUAAGUAGACAGCACAAAUGAAUUGUCCCCUCUGCUGAUAUUUUUGUGACUGUUCUCUUUCCCAGACCCAUUCCCAGUCUGGUAAUAUCAGUGGGAGAUCAUGUAGCAGGUAAAUUUAGAUUAUUCAUGUUA
This is a messenger RNA of Vidua chalybeata, 7302 nucleotides long. It is a transcript of the gene ADCY1, whose product is annotated as adenylate cyclase 1. The transcript is spliced from 20 exons. Bases 1109 to 4522 code for a protein of 1137 amino acids. The record is from RefSeq and is a predicted model, not a curated record. Gene Ontology annotation, biological process: cAMP biosynthetic process; adenylate cyclase-activating G protein-coupled receptor signaling pathway; intracellular signal transduction. Gene Ontology annotation, cellular component: plasma membrane. Gene Ontology annotation, molecular function: adenylate cyclase activity. Lineage: Eukaryota; Metazoa; Chordata; Aves; Passeriformes; Viduidae.